Medicago truncatula (barrel medic) is the source of this 863-nucleotide messenger RNA. RefSeq names its product ribonuclease 1. Gene Ontology annotation, biological process: RNA catabolic process. Lineage: Eukaryota; Viridiplantae; Streptophyta; Magnoliopsida; Fabales; Fabaceae. Gene Ontology annotation, molecular function: ribonuclease T2 activity; RNA binding. Gene Ontology annotation, cellular component: extracellular region. The record is from RefSeq and is a predicted model, not a curated record. The transcript is spliced from 4 exons. Bases 69 to 761 code for a protein of 230 amino acids.
CAUCACAUACACUCAACACCAUAAAAUCCCCCACUUACUCUUUUGAGAAAUUACAUUAGUCUAAAAAAAUGGAGUUCAAAGGGUCAUUUUUAAUUAAGCUUCUCUUGCUUCUGCAUGUAUCAAUUCUCUGUGCUUCACAGUCACAUGAUUUUGAUUUCUUCUACUUUGUUCAACAGUGGCCAGGAUCAUAUUGUGACUCACAGAAGAGUAGUUGUUGCUACCCAACAACUGGAAAGCCUGCUGCAGAUUUUGGAAUUCAUGGUCUCUGGCCUAAUUAUAAGGAUGGCACUUACCCUUCUAACUGUGAUCCCAGUAACGCUUUUAAGCCAUCUCAGAUAUCUGAUCUCACAAGUAAUUUACAAAAAAAUUGGCCCACACUAGCAUGCCCAAGUGGCAAUGGAAUAACAUUUUGGACCCAUGAAUGGGAGAAACAUGGUACUUGCUCUGAAUCAGUGCUAAGUCAACAUGACUAUUUUGAAACAACUCUCAAUUUGAGACAAAAAGCCAACCUCCUCCAAGCUCUUACAAGUGCAGGAAUACAACCUGAUGGAGGAUCCUACACUUUGAGCAGCAUCAAAGGAGCUAUACAAAAUGCAAUUGGGUAUACUCCAUACAUUGAAUGCAAUGUUGAUUCAUCCAAAAACAGCCAACUUUAUCAAGUUUACUUGUGUGUGGACACUUCUGGAUCAGACUUCAUUGACUGCCCUGUGUUCCCAAAAGGCAAAGCAUGUGGAUCUAAGAUUGAGUUCCCAUCUUUUUAAGUUGCAUUUUGUAAGACAAAAAUCUAGUAUACAUGUUGUUCUUUUCAUGUAUUCAAUAAUUAUAGUGAUAAUUGAAAUUUGAAUUUCUACUUGUUUUUAUUA